UAUGUUACUGUAUUCAGGCCUGUUGACACACUCUUCAUUAUUGUUAAACGUUCAAUGUUAAUGAUUUCUUGUAAACAAAGUGAAAGAAUAAAUAACACUUACAUUUAUUACUGUUUUUCUAUUUAACAUUACUGAUUUUUUUCGGAUUAAACAAGAUGAAGAUCAGUGUUGAUGGGCUGGUGGUUUACUUUCCUUACGAUUAUAUUUAUCCAGAGCAGUAUGCGUAUAUGUUGGAACUGAAACGUGGUCUCGAUGCAAAAGGUCACUGUCUUUUGGAAAUGCCGUCAGGUACUGGAAAAACUAUAACUCUGUUAUCGUUGAUCCUAGCCUAUAUGAUGGAACAUCCUCACAUCAUCUCAAAAUUAAUAUAUUGUUCUCGUACGAUGCCAGAAAUAGAAAAAGUCAUACAAGAACUAAAAAAAUUGAUAGAUUAUUAUGAAAGAGAAGCUGAAAAGAAGAGUAACAUAUUAGCUCUAGUUUUAAGUUCUAGAAAGAAUUUAUGCAUUCAUCCAGAGGUUAGCAAAGAAAGAGAUGGAAAAAUUGUCGAUGGCCGUUGUCAUUCUUUAACUGCUUCCUACGUUCGAGAAAGGCAUCACUAUGAUGAUACCGUGCCCAUUUGUAGUUAUUAUGAAACAUUCGAUAUGGAAGGUCGUGAGUUACUUAUGUCUUCUGGAAUUUACUCCCUUGAAGAUUUAAAAAUUUAUGGAAAAGACAGAAAUUGGUGUCCAUAUUUUCUGGCAAGAUUUGCGAUUAUGCAAGCCCAGAUUGUGGUUUACAGUUAUCACUACUUAUUAGAUCCAAAAAUUGCUGAAACUGUUUCGAAAGAAUUAUCAAAAAAUUCCGUUGUUGUCUUCGACGAAGCUCAUAAUAUUGAUAACGUGUGUAUUGACUCAAUGAGUGUUAAAAUUAACAGAAGAACAAUGGAAAAAUGUUCUGCGAAAAUUCAAAUUCUCGAAAAAGCUGUAUCAGAAAUGAGGGAAGACGAUGUGAACAGAUUGCAGGAAGAAUAUAAUCAACUAGUUGAAGGAUUAAAGGAAGCACAAAUCGCAAGAGAAACUGACGUAAUCUUAGCAAAUCCUGUUUUACCAAGUGAAAUAUUACAAGAAGUAGUUCCUGGAAACAUUAGAAAUGCUGAACAUUUUAUUAGUUUCUUAAAACGUUUCGUGGAGUAUAUAAAAACACGUUUACGUGUUCAACAUGUGGUGCAAGAAUCUCCUGCUUCAUUUUUGAGAGAUACACAAAGCAAAGUUUGCAUUGAACGUAAACCACUCAAGUUUUGUGCUGAACGUUUGGCAUCACUUCUGCGAACUUUGGAAUUAACUGAUAUAAUAGAUUUUUCUCCCUUAAUACUAGUGACUCAUUUAGCAACGCUGGUUGCUACUUACACGAAAGGGUUUACAAUAAUUAUUGAACCUUUUGAUGAUAAAACAUCAACUGUCUUGAAUCCAGUGUUACAUUUUAGUUGUUUAGACUGUUCGAUAGCAAUGAAACCUAUUUUUGAUAGAUUUCAGUCUGUGGUUAUCACAUCGGGAACACUAUCUCCGCUGGAUAUGUAUCCAAAAAUUUUGAAUUUUCAUCCUGUUAUCAUGUCGUCUUUUACUAUGACACUGGCAAGACCAUGUCUUCUUCCUAUGAUUGUAUCUAAAGGACAAGAUCAAGCUGUGAUUUCUUCCAAGUAUGAAACUAGAGAAGACGUUUCAGUUAUAAGAAAUUAUGGACAACUAUUAGUAGAAUUCGCUGCGAUCGUACCUGAUGGAAUGGUCUGUUUCUUCACAUCAUACUUAUACAUGGAAUCUGUUGUUGCAGCCUGGUAUGAUCAAGGCAUGGUUGACCAACUUCAAAGGCACAAAUUACUUUUUAUUGAAACUCAAGAUUCUGCAGAAACCAGUUUGGCUUUAAUAAAUUAUAUUAAAGCUUGUGAGAAUGGAAGAGGUGCAGUAUUACUUUCUGUUGCACGUGGAAAAGUUUCAGAAGGUGUCGAUUUUGAUCAUCAUUUGGGAAGAGCAGUAUUAAUGUUUGGAAUUCCUUACGUUUAUACUCAAUCUAGAAUUUUAAAAGCUAGAUUGCAAUACCUCCGGGAUCAAUUUCAGAUUGCAGAAAAUGAUUUUUUGACUUUCGAUGCUAUGAGGCAUGCAGCACAGUGCGUUGGUCGAGCUAUUAGAGGAAAGACUGACUACGGCAUAAUGGUUUUCGCAGACAAGAGAUUUUCGAGAGCUGAUAAACGGUGUAAACUUCCUAAAUGGAUUCAAGAACAUUUGACUGAUAGUUUAUGCGAUUUAUCGACUCAGGAGGCCAUUCAGAUUAGUAAACGAUGGUUGCGACAAAUGGCUCAACCAUUUACGAGAGAAGAUCAAUUGGGUCUUUCACUUCUGACCAGAGAACAACUUGAAAAGGAAGAAGCGAGUAAAAUAGAAGAAAAGGCCCAACAGAAUUAAUAUGAAUUGUAUGCAAAAGACUAAAAACCAUCAACUUUUAGGAAAUUCAUAAAUUACUUUAAAAAGAAUAUUUUUUAUAUUUAAUAAGUUAAACUAUCGAAAGUACUGAGAGGUUGAGUAAAUUAAGUAAUAUUUUUACGAUGUACAUAUUAUGUAUUUCUAUUAACGAAUUAACAAUCAUUCGUUUAUUUUUGAAGUCUUCAAUAAGAUUUUAGAGCAAAUAUUAAAUAUCGCGGUAAAUAUUCAAAUGUAAAGAGUUAAAUGUUCAACGUUUCUUUUGAAUAAUAAAAAAUGUUUUCAAAAACAAAAAUUU
Messenger RNA from Leptopilina boulardi, 2748 nucleotides. It is a transcript of the gene Xpd, whose product is annotated as general transcription and DNA repair factor IIH helicase subunit XPD. The coding region runs from base 156 to 2435 and encodes 759 amino acids. Gene Ontology annotation, molecular function: damaged DNA binding; ATP binding; hydrolase activity, acting on acid anhydrides, in phosphorus-containing anhydrides. The record is from RefSeq and is a predicted model, not a curated record. Gene Ontology annotation, biological process: nucleotide-excision repair; positive regulation of mitotic recombination; transcription by RNA polymerase II. The transcript has 12 exons. Lineage: Eukaryota; Metazoa; Arthropoda; Insecta; Hymenoptera; Figitidae. Gene Ontology annotation, cellular component: nucleus.